AUGGCUGCACAAAGUGCAGACUUUGGCGACGACGGCUCCCUGUACUUCACCAAGGUGACCACCAGCCACGUGGGCAACUACACCUGCCACGCCGAUGGCUACGCCGCGCUCUCCCAGACGCACACGCUGCACGUCCACGUGCCCCCCGUCAUCCGGGUGUACCCAGAGAGCCAAGCCAGGGAGCCGGGCGUCACCGCCAGCCUGCGCUGCCACGCUGAGGGCAUCCCACGCCCCCUGCUGGCCUGGCUGAAGAACGGCAUGGACAUCACACCCAAGCUGUCCAAGCAGCUCAGCCUGCAAGCUAACGGCAGCGAGGUGCACAUCAGCAACGUGCGCUUCGAAGACACCGGCGCCUACACCUGUGUCGCCAAGAGCGAGGCGGGCGUGGACGAGGACAUCUCAUCGCUGUUUGUGGAGGACUCGGCGCGCAAAACCCUGGCCAACAACUUGUGGCGGGAAGAAGGGCUGGGCAUCGGAAACAUGUUCCACGUGUUCUACGAGGACGGCAUCAAAGUCAUGGAGCCCGUAGCCUGUGAGAUCCAGCGCCAUAUAAAACCCAGCGAGAAGCUCCUGGCCCUGCAGGAGGAGUUGUGUCCUGUCUCAGAAGAUGACAUCAUCCAGCAGUGUGUGUGGUCCUCAGCGGUCAACGUUAAAGACAAGUUUAUUUAUGCCACACAGCCGACCUUGGAUCGAGUGCUCAUUGUGGACAUCCAGUCCCAGAAGGCUAUUCAGACGGUCAGCACCGACCCUUACCCUGUGAAGCUUAAGCUGCACUACGACAAGCCCCGGGACCAGGUGUGGAUCCUCAGCUGGGGGGACCGGCAGAAGAACUACCCCACCCUGCAGGUGAUCAGUCAGGCCAGUGGGAAAGUCUCCCAUCACGCCGUCCACACGCAGCCGGUGGAGCGACGCGUGGACCGAGUGGACGACUUCUUCAUCCCCCCGUCCGGCCUCAUCGCCAUCCACGUCAGAUUCGGUCUCAUCUUUCACCGAAAUGAGCCUGUCCUCCACAAGAUGGACUUGGAGGCGCUGGCCUACGUGCGUAACAUCAGCCUGCGGGAUUUCAACUGCGUGCCGAAGUCCGCGGCCUACACCCACCUGGGCGGGUACUACUUUGUCGACUGCCAGCCCGACUCCACCGGCGCCGCUCGGCCUCAGAUCAUCGUGGACGGGGUGACGGACGCCGUGGUGCCCUACGUGUCCCCGGACGGCCGCUACCUGGUCACCGUGGACGACGGCAACGGGCUGAUGAGGAUCCAGACCGUCUCGGAGCGAAGGGGCAUCGGGGCGCCGUACGACAUCCACACCAACCUUCACAUCUCCGACCUGGCCUUCCAGCGCUCCUUCACCGAGGCGCAGCGGUACAACGUGUUCGGGAGCUCCGGCCGACAGACCGACGUUCUUUGCGCUGCUGAGCUCAGCAGCGGCAAAGUGAAGAUGAUCAAGAGCUUGAAGGAUCCCAUCAAGGCGUACGAGUGGCCGUGGAGCAGCAAGAACCGGGUGGUACUCGGCGGCGGCGUCUUCGGCCAGUACCUCAUGACCCCGUCCAGGGAGUCCCUCUUCAUCCUGGACGGGCGGCUCAACAAGCUCAACUGUGAGAUCACCGGCGUCGCCAAGGGCAACGUGCUGGCCUGGGUGGGAGAGUCUUAGAUCCCCAACCAGUUUUUCUUUCCCCAGAGAACGUACCGUUGCACUGAAUUU
Messenger RNA from Nerophis ophidion (straightnose pipefish), 1701 nucleotides. Its product is annotated as follistatin-related protein 5-like. Gene Ontology annotation, cellular component: axon; plasma membrane. Gene Ontology annotation, molecular function: cell-cell adhesion mediator activity. Lineage: Eukaryota; Metazoa; Chordata; Actinopteri; Syngnathiformes; Syngnathidae. Gene Ontology annotation, biological process: homophilic cell-cell adhesion; dendrite self-avoidance; axon guidance. The record is from RefSeq and is a predicted model, not a curated record.